Medicago truncatula (barrel medic) is the source of this 2343-nucleotide messenger RNA. RefSeq names its product glucose-6-phosphate 1-dehydrogenase 2, chloroplastic. The transcript has 10 exons. Gene Ontology annotation, molecular function: NADP binding; glucose-6-phosphate dehydrogenase activity. Bases 203 to 1996 code for a protein of 597 amino acids. Gene Ontology annotation, biological process: pentose-phosphate shunt, oxidative branch; glucose metabolic process. NCBI's taxonomy places the organism in Eukaryota, Viridiplantae, Streptophyta, Magnoliopsida, Fabales, Fabaceae. Gene Ontology annotation, cellular component: chloroplast stroma. The record is from RefSeq and is a predicted model, not a curated record.
CAAAUAGCGUAUUGUCCUUCAACACCCAACAAGGGAAAGGGACAAGACAAGCAGCCCUUCGGAGAUCUCAAGAGUCUUUUCACUUGUCCUUCUUCUUCCUCUUCUUCAACCUCGUUUUCUCCGAACUCACUCUCUCUCUCUCUCUCUCUCUCUCUCUCUCUCUCUCUUAUAAACCCUUUUUCUCCAUUAAUCAAUCACUAUUAUGGCGACCCUUUAUUCAACUCAUUGUCGUUCAUUCCCAUCUUCUUCUUCGUUUCCAUCUUCUUCUUUGUCGUCUAACCAAUCUGCUGUUACUUUCUCUAACCGUUUUCUUGCUGCUACUGUCUCUCUCAAAUCUCAACACAAUUUGUUACAACAGGUUUCAGUUCAUACUCAACAACAUGAUGGUACUGUUGGAGCCAAUGUAACCCCUGUUGAAAACAACCAUAGUGGCAAGCGGUUGAGACCUGAAUUAUUGUCGGUUUUAUCCUCCAUGGAAUCUAAAGUUGAAGACGGUGCUGAAAAGGAUGAAAAUGAGUGCACUGUUAGUAUAACUGUUGUUGGAGCCUCUGGAGACCUUGCCAAGAAGAAGAUAUUUCCAGCACUUUUUGCACUUUACUAUGAGGGUUGUCUGCCUAAGCACUUCACCAUUUGUGGUUAUGCUCGAAGUAAGAUGACUGAUGCAGAACUGAGAAAUAUGGUCAGCAAGACUCUUACCUGUAGAAUUGAUAAGAGAGAGAACUGCAGUGAAAAGAUGGACCAAUUUCUUAAAAGAUGUUUCUAUCAUUCUGGCCAAUAUGAUUCUCCGGAAAAUUUUGCAGCACUGGACAAGAAGCUGAAUGAACAUGAGGGUGGGAGAACUUCUAAUCGCCUGUUUUAUCUUUCGAUUCCUCCUAAUAUAUUCGUAGAUGCUGUAAAAUGCGCAAGCUUGUCAGCAUCUUCUGGGAAUGGUGGUUGGACUAGAGUCAUUGUUGAAAAGCCUUUUGGUCGUGAUUCAGAAUCCUCAGCUGCUUUAACAAGAUCACUGAAGCAGUAUCUGACUGAGGAUCAAAUUUUCAGGAUUGAUCACUAUCUUGGGAAAGAGCUUGUGGAAAAUCUUUCUGUUCUCCGAUUCUCAAAUCUCAUUUUUGAACCUUUGUGGUCGAGGCAAUACAUAAGAAAUGUACAGUUGAUAUUCUCAGAAGAUUUUGGUACCGAAGGACGUGGCGGGUACUUUGACAAUUAUGGUAUAAUUAGAGAUAUUAUGCAGAAUCAUCUACUUCAAAUACUAGCCCUCUUUGCAAUGGAAACCCCUGUUAGUUUGGAUGCAGAGGACAUUAGAAAUGAAAAGGUCAAGGUUCUUCGUUCUAUGAGACCGAUUAAACUCGAGGAUGUAGUUUUAGGCCAGUAUAAGAACCACACAAGAGGAGGUGUUGCAUAUCCAGCCUACAUUGAUGACAAAACUGUACCAAAGGGAAGCUUAACCCCGACAUUUGCCGCAGCUGCCCUCUUCAUAGAUAAUGCAAGAUGGGAUGGGGUGCCUUUUUUGAUGAAGGCUGGGAAAGCAUUACACACCAAGAGAGCCGAGAUACGGGUACAGUUCAGGCACGUGCCAGGCAAUCUGUACAAUCGGAAUUUUGGGGCCGAUCUUGAUCAUGCUACAAAUGAACUUGUUAUAAGAGUUCAGCCAGAUGAAGCUAUUUAUUUGAAAAUCAACAACAAAAUACCAGGGUUAGGAAUGAAGUUGGACCGCAGUAAUUUAAAUCUUCAUUAUGCAGCAAGAUACUCGAAGGAGAUACCAGAUGCUUAUGAGAGGUUGCUUCUUGAUGCAAUUGAAGGAGAAAGAAGACUCUUUAUUCGCAGUGAUGAACUCGAUGCUGCUUGGUCACUCUUUACACCCGUGUUGAAUGAAAUAGAAGAGAAAAAAAUAACCCCAGAGUACUAUCCUUAUGGUAGUCGUGGUCCAGUUUGUGCUCACUAUCUCGCGGCCAGAUACAAUGUACGAUGGGGAGACCUUGGAUUAGAUGUAGAGCAAUAGUCAUUCACAUUUUGUUGCACCUGAUCGGCCUCAAAUGUUACCUAACACACAUGUCGAUUUGUGGUUUCUUGUUCGGGUGCAGUUUUUUUUCUUCAAGUCAAGAGUGUGUCAUAGUAAAAUUGGUAUGGUAGGCAUACAUGAAACCAUGUAAAGUAGUAAUAAAGUAUUAAAGUCAAGAGUAGUGUAAUGAAGCAUUCAGAUUUUUCAUUUUAUUUUUGGUUUGGUGGAGGGAAUUGGGAUGGUGAAGCUUCAUGUAAUUUUCAUUUGAAUGUAUUUUGAAUAGAGGGAAUAAUCAAUUUAGAUCUUGAAAUUGUAUGACUUUGGUCUUUCAAAUUAACGAAAUUUUA